Hydatigera taeniaeformis is the source of this 1065-nucleotide messenger RNA. The record is from the annotation of a GenBank genome assembly. Lineage: Eukaryota; Metazoa; Platyhelminthes; Cestoda; Cyclophyllidea; Taeniidae.
AUGGCGGCGGAAUCCUCUACUAAUGUGCCGCCUACGUCGACAUUUACUGAAGAGGAUGAGAAGGAGAUUUUCAGUCAUCCCUUCUUUGCUCGCUCUGCGGAAGACAUGGAGGGCAAUCCAGCUUAUGAGGCUCUUCGUGCUCUCAAGUACGAAAGUGACGACCCCAAUGCCAAUGCAGAAAGCUUUAGGGAGGAGGGAAAUUACUAUGUGAAGCAGAAAAACUACGAAAAAGCCAUCACUGCCUACACCGGGGGUAUUCUUGCUAAGCCCACCGAUAAGAAAAUACUUGCUGUACUCUACACCAAUCGAGGAAUCGCACAAGCGAUGAUAAAAAAUCAUGGUUCUUGUGUGAAGGACUGUAAUUGGGCGAUUAAACAGGAUCCCACUCAUCUCAAAGCCUAUUUGCAGGCAGCAAAAUCGUUGAUGGUUUUAUCAAAACCUGCGGAGGCUGUGAAGGUGUGUGAGGCCGGCCUGAAAGUAGUGGCCAACAACAAGACGCUAUUGGAACUGAAGGCAAAAGCGACAGAUUUGCAGGCGGCAAUGACAAUAAAGGAUGAGGACAAACAGAGUGCAGUGAAGGAGAGUCACUGCAAACUGUCAGGCGCAUUUAAACAGCUCGCGGCACGUGGAAUCGUUAUUGAUUUCGAGCAACCACCGGUGGGUCUGCCCGAUCACGCAGCCGUUGAGAUUUCCUUCGAUCACAUGAACCUCAUCCAUUGGCCGGUUCUUUUUAUGUACCCUGAGUUCAGUCAGACCGAUUUUGUGCAGGAUGUAGCUGAGUAUCUUACCAUCCGCGAAUGCCUCAAGCACGUCCUCAAUCCAUCUGAACCUCCACCAUGGGAUAGGGAGAGGGCUUACACGACAUCUGAGAAGGAACUCGAGGUUUACUUCGAGGAUACAAAAUUCGCCAAGCAAAUGGUUAAAGUGCCAAUUUCUCGCACCAUAACUGAACUAACUCGAUGUCCUGGGUUUUACGUGAGGCGAGAUCUCGUAAUUGUCCUCUUUGUGGUAUCCAAGCUAUCCGAAAAUUUCUACAAAAUGUGGAUUGAGAAUUUGAGAGGCUGA